Fonsecaea multimorphosa CBS 102226 is the source of this 2190-nucleotide messenger RNA. RefSeq lists its product as uncharacterized. Bases 1 to 2190 code for a protein of 729 amino acids. Gene Ontology annotation, molecular function: zinc ion binding; DNA binding. Gene Ontology annotation, biological process: DNA-templated transcription. The record is from RefSeq and is a predicted model, not a curated record. NCBI's taxonomy places the organism in Eukaryota, Fungi, Ascomycota, Eurotiomycetes, Chaetothyriales, Herpotrichiellaceae. The transcript is spliced from 3 exons.
AUGGUGAGUUCCGUCGAGAUCCUGAGGAGCACCAGAAUUCCACUGAUUGCUUUCUUACAGCGACCAGUGUCGACGCCGGAAGGUCAAGCCCAAAACGAAGAAUGCAACUACAGCUCCAGCCAGAACAACGACUGGCAGGUAGUAAACAGCCCAGCAAAGGGCGGAGCAGGUCGUGAGCGGACAAGACAGCGAACCAAACAAAUCGAGACAGACUCAACGGCCCUAGCACGACUUCAGGUGCUGGAAACGGAGUAUCUGCAGUUGAAAAAUACGAGGCUCUCUGAUAGCAGCAGUAUUGUGGACGGGAUCGUUGCUCCGGAGAAAGAUGCACAGAGCAAGACGGCCUAUCAAUCGAGCCCUGUGCAUCAUCACUACGGAGAUCACAAUGAAUACACCUUCACAGAGCGUUCUGGAGGUGCUCCUUUAUACAACGGCCCAGGAACCCCAGUGAACCUGCAAAAAUCUCAUUGGGAUAAGCGGGAUGUAGAGACAACGGACACGUUCACGUUGAACAGUGAUGGGAAGAAGGAUAUGACAAUGCCGUCGAAACUCACCGCCCUGCACGAGGACCUGGCUCUACAAUCCGUGAUGUCAACUUCACCCACCAUGGAAUCGACUAUUGGCGAUACCUCGAAGAGCGUUGGGCCGAUCGACGCCACUUUUGUACUGCCACUGCCACGCCCGCGGGAAUUGCUCAGCCUACUACAAAUAUAUUUCGUCGAACACAACCUUUUCUAUCCAUGUGUCGACCGAAAAAGCUUUGAAGCUAAGCUAUUGAAAAUGCUCAUUGACAAGGGCUACGGGAGAGGCUCCCGAACCGUCAGUCUUUCCGCCACGGAGGCAAGCUUUGGCGCUCUGCUCUGCGUGAUACUCGCCCUGGCCAUAUUCAUAAAUCCUCAAGAGCCUGUGUACAAAGACGAUAUGCCCUUACCAGCCCAUAUCACGUGCUCCUUCUGGCACCAUCUGGCGUUAUCUCUAUCGGCACUUUCUCAAACUACCAGAAUACAUGGACUCGACAUCCUCCGUUUCCAUCUAUUGGAGGCAAUGUACCUGGUCAACAGCGAGAGGCUAGCCGAAUCGUCUAGAACACUUGUAACAGCGGUCGAUAUGGCUAUUCGCAUGGGUCUCAACAGGCAAAAGACUUGGGAGGUCUCUAACAACCCGGACCACAACAUGGAGCGGAAAACACUAUGGUGGUCACUAUACUAUAUGGACCGGAAAAUAGCGGAAAAAUGCAGCCGCCCUUAUUUCAUCCGCGACACGGAAGUCGAUGUUCAAGAGUUUUCUUUCACCCAAUCUUUAGACGACAAGCAGGGAGAUCCAGCUAUGAAUCUGACGAGCCGCUCGUGGGAGUUGGCUUACCUACAGACUCUCGUCGAUUGGGCACGUAUUUGGGGCAAGAUAUGGGAUACAUUUUUCGCUGCUCGUGCACCGAGUUUGGGCAACGUCGACGAACUGGAAGCGAUGGAUGCUCGGAUUGAAGGCGUGCGUCGUCGAUUGUCUCCAGAGGUCCGGUGGGAUCCUUCAUUACUAGAACUCGCGGACCACUCUGCAGAACAUGAACUCCAAAUUCGGGCCCGAUUGCUCGUUCUGAUCCGAUUUAACCUCUUGCGGUUGAACUUGCGCCACAAUCCUCUGACAAAGCCGUGGCAUGACCAGUACGCCCUCUCGUUCUGUGGCUCAUUGGCCAUCGAAACAGUCAAUACACUGGUGUCGUAUCUGAACAGGUUCCCCAAUAUCGGCCAAUUGGGAUUCUUCAUCACGGUGGCCUUGGUGGAAUGCGUUUGUCAACUCAUCCCUUCCAUCGUCAUGGGUGUCUCUCAGCCUGACCGAGACGCUGCAAUUGGCGCAGUAAAGGAUGCUCAAAAGAUCAUUCACCUUGUCUCAAUCCGUCACGCGGCCGCCAUGCGGGCGGAAAUGGCCCUGAGUCAAGUGUUUUCCAUCAUCAACGUAUGGCUCAAGAACGAUGACCCCCUCAAUGGCCAGAGUUCCCAAUUUGAACCAGGGUCAGGGACGAUAACCCCCAAGCUGUUCGAAUUUCUUUGUGACGGAGAUAUUUGGAACUUUGAGCCCGAGCAGUUUGCUGGGAUCGAAGUGGAUCCGUCCACUGGAGACUUUUCGUCGACCCUGAAAACGUUCCUACAGGACUCUUCGACGGAGCAGCUUGAUCCAAGGACAGCUGUGGGAUAA